GAUAAUAAGGAUUAUUCCUGUAAAGUUAGAUUAGCACUAUUGUCCUCAUUGUCCUCAGAAUAGCCUUGAAAUAGUAUCAUCUGGGAAAACGAAAUGAUAUAGGAUCGGCUGAUUUAUAAAAUCAUCUGACAUUUUAGGCUCUUCAAAUGCAGGACUAAGAAACCAUUGACAAUCUAACCUUAAUUUUUAUUUUAUUAUAAUUAUUAUUUCUAGUAAAAAGUAGACUGCUUUCAUUUGUCUGCAGUGUUGGCCACAAGCGUCAAGUCAAGUAGUACUCUCCGAUCUCCAUUAGUGACUCCAAGUUAUACGCUUUCCGAAGAAUUUGUCCAAUCGUACGUCAAAACCUAUUUUAGGACAUUAACAAUAAUAUUCAAUUUAUCCUCUCAAUUAUAUAAUCUUUAUUAUCCUUUCAAAUUAUUACGUUUAAUUUUGUGUAGCAAAAAAUCAAUAAACCUAACCUAUAAAUUUUCCUGAGAUGAGAUUACGCUUGUGCUCCAUUGUUUACAUGUAGCAAUGUUUACUUCCGCUAUAAAACUAAAUUCUUUAUUUCACCUUUUAUGUCUAUAAAUAACGUUGAUUCCUUGACAUUUUUUUAUAACAAAAUGCCGAGUUAUUUGUUAUUCUUCGAACAAACUAGAUCUCAGUGAUGAUUCGGCUAUAGGCUAUGUAGCUACAGUGAUUAUACAUCAUUGAUUUUUCAAGAUGGGUGGAACUAAAUUUCUGGUACAAUGGGAGGAGCACCCCACGCACCUGGCCACCAGGCUGGGAUACUUGCUGGAGCAUCAGUCCCUCGUCGACGUCACCCUCAUGUGCAACACACACACACUCAAAGUCCACAGAUCAGUUCUGGCCGCUUGCAGUCCAUAUUUCGAGUCACUUCUACAGAGGCAGCUGGGCAACCACCCGCUGAUAGUGCUCAAGGAUAUGAAGUUCUCGGUGCUCAAGUCGCUGGUCGAAUUCAUGUACUGCGGCGAGACCAGCGUCGCCGAGGAAAAUCUCAAUCCGCUCAUGGAAGCUGCCAAAUUCUUCGAGGUGAAAGGAUUAUCUUCUAUGACGAAAGAAGCAAUCAGUGAUCAAACUUCGCCCACUCAGAGCUCUGUGCCUUCUGUCAAUGGAAUUUCACCAUCAGGGAGAGGUGGAAGAAGGCCGGGAGCAGGCCGAGGUCGUAGAACGGCCUCCAUUCCGAUGGCGCAGGCCAACCCGCCCACUGAGUCGGCACAGAUACUGCUGUCACUGUCAGGCAACCCCGGCCGCCACGCACGUCUCACACCCAACCAGCGGCUCAGCAAGGUCUUCACGCAGGAUGGAACCAUCAUCGACGCCCCCAAGACCCUGGUCAGGAACGGAAACAUCUUGGCGGCAGCUGGCGACAGACCCGCCCGGGGAGGAUUCGAACCUCGGCGCCGGGGCCGCAGGCGAAACCCCACCAACCUCAUGUACGGACGCAACAACAACGUUGCUUUCAAAGAAUCCGAAGCCAGUCGCAUCGCCGUCGAGAACCUGAAGAAGGAAAUGGACGGCCAGGCUGACCAACCUGAUGAUCCCAACGACAAACUUACCCUUUGGAACACGAACACUAUCGACAAAUCACCCCUACUUGCUUCACUCCUUUCGAAAGCUGAAAACUCGAAACUGAAACUAGGAACCGACGGUAAUGUGUGCGAGAGUACCAGUGCGGUAAGUGGUGAGCAGGAAACAGUUUCCUAUCCAGCGGAUGGUGAAGGAGUGUCCAGCUCCAACGCCAAAUACUUGGAAGCUUUGAAGGUGGCUGGCUUGCCGACCGACGUGCCCAUUCUCAUUGACAACGGCGACGGAAACUAUGUCACACUCACCGAGGAGUUUCUCAUGAACGUGAUGGAUGGAAAAGAGGAGUAUCAGUUCCAGGUGACCGAGGGGUCGUCCGAAGUGCAGGAGGUGGGCGAGGGGAUCGUGCUCCAGGACGGCACCAUUGUCAUGGACAGAAAGCAGGUGCCGCUCGAUAUCGACAAGAACUUGGUUUCCUCCAGUGGUGACAAGAAGGACGUCAUUCGUCCAGUUCGUCAGCUGCUUGUUAAGGAAAGACAUCCGACAAAACAAAGUGAUUCGACAACUGUGGUCUCGCCUCUCAAAUCCGCAGAAGAAUCGAUCAGCAACAACGGAAGUAAACGAUCUGUCCAGGAGAUAAUCAGCGAAGCAGCAAAAGCUGAACUUGAUCCAGAUGCUGUAAUACUCAUUGAAGAAACUGAAAACUCUAAGUUUGAAAAGCAUGUCUUAUCAUCUAAGGAAAUAAAUGCUUUGAAGGCACUCAACGAACAGAUGCAACAAUUGAAAAAGCAGACUAGCGAUUCGUCCACUGUUCCUGUCUCACCAUUGGCUGACGUUGGGCUGAUAGGUGGCAACACGCAAAUAGCCGAACUCAAACUCAGUCUUGGUAAAUCGAAAUCGUCAAAAUCGAUUCUGUCUCAAAUGCUCGAGUGUGUUCAAGGUCUCGGUCUCGACGACCCAUUAAAAAAGAAAAAGUUUUUAGAGGACGCUACGCGGAGAAUUGAAGAAUUGAAGAAGGCGGAGACAGAGACGGAGACAUCGAGUGUAGAGAAUAAAACGCAAAAAGUGAAAGGACAGCCCAAGUUGAUGCAACUGGAGAUCAUUGAUGGCGAUGGCGAGCGAAUCAAAGGCUUCCAGGUGGAAGUCGAGUCAAAUGAAGGAAUCAACAAUGAUAAGACCUCGCAAGAAACUUGUGAGAAAUCGGAUGAUUUUAACACAUCUAAAGAACAAAUUGUCAUGGAUAGGUUACCAUCGUUGAAAGAUGACAUCGAAGAAACCGGACAAAAGCCGUUCAUUGUAGAAGAUCAACACAUAACGCAAAACGAAUUUGAAGAGAUCAUUGAUGAAAGUGUGAAUAAUGCGGACAUUAGUGCUAAGGAUGAUGACAUGUUGAAUCUAUUAACUAUGGACAGUGACGUUGCUGGAUGUGAGAAAAUUCCAGAUUGCAAUGUACCUGACAUUGGUCAUAGAACAGUACAAAAUUCAAUCAAAGAUGACGAAGAUUUAUUAAUUCAUAACUUCAACCAGGAAGAGUUUGGAUUGAGUAACAACGAUCCUCUCCCAGAUAAAGAUAAUGUGCGGGAGGAGGAGAAUUUGUGUAAAGGAGGAGAGGAAGGCACAGAACAAGCAAUGGGUAAGGAAGCGGAGGGGGAGAACUUGUGCCUUGAUGAGCAACAAAAUAUGGAUAGAUCACUUGUUGAAAACGGUUUGGUAUUAAAUGAUAAAGGUUUGUCAGUUGAACAAGCUUUGGAAGUAAUGAUGGGUGAUCCACUUAUGAAAAAAAUGAUCAAAAAAGAUGACAUCGACGAAGAUUCUAGUCAGCCUGUGAACGACCAGGCAGUUUUAUUACCCGAGGUAACAAGCGAUGAUUCAGAGUUACAGCUGGCACUGGAAACCAGCCAACAGGAUGAAUCGAACAGCACACAGGAGUACCAAGUGGUGUACGUGUCUGAGAAGGAUGAGAUGGACAGCCAGAACUCGCAGGAGAUUGUGAUUGUGGAGCCGGCUGACGAGAUGGUGUUGGACAAAGAGGAGGACAUGUUGGAUGCGCUGGUCUCUCUCAAGCAACAGCAGCAGGAGGAAGAGGAGAAGGGGUCCCCCAAGCGGAGGCGAUCCAUGGAUCCCGAUCAGAUACUAGGGCUGGAUGAGGGAGGAGGCAAACGUCUCAAGCUGGUUGACUCUAGUGGCGAGGAGUCGUGUGGUGACCCUCUAAUCAACCUUGUCGAAACAUCAGCUGAUCAAGAUCUCGCGCUCAAUUGUGACGACAGCCCCUCGUGAGACUAAUCCACAACCUCACAUUGUUUAUCAUUUUGCAAACUUGUUCGAGUUGAAACUUUUCUAUGCUACAAGCAAAACAACAAACAUUGAGCUUUUCUACUGAGUGGUUCAUGUACUGUAUAUAAGAUGCUUUAAUUUUUAGAUUGUAUUUGAAUAAUUGAAGAGGAGAAUAAUUCAAUUGAUAAAAGUACAACUUAUAUCUAUAACUUGUUUAUUGAACGAAUGUUCAUCACACUCGUUUAUGAAUUGGGGAUUUGAGAAACUUAUAACAAUUGACACAUUUAAUGAACGAUUGUUGUUCACUAUCAGUUUAUGAAUUGGUUUUCUAAGAAGCCAUCAGAUCAUUUACUCGUUUAUUGAACGAAUGUUCAUCACAAUUAGUUUAAAUCGUUUAAUUUAUGAAUUGGUUUUAUGAGAAUAUUGUUUUCUGGUUUCAGUUAAUAUAAUUAUGCUUUUGAUGAUUUCUUGUUUGUGAUUUUCAUUCAAUUGUUGGAGAUUUAGUAUUGUAACCGUAGGAUUUUAUAUUUUUGUCUGUAACUAGCUCAACUCAGAUCAACUUUUCAAAUCCCACAAAAAUGUUAUUGUUAAAACUCAUUAUUUAUUUGUUAACUGAGAAUAUUGAUUCUCCUUUGAAAUUUUCUCGUAUGAACAAAUUUAUUUUCCAUGAAGUAUUCGAAUAAUUCAAGAUAGCAGUUCGUAGCUUUAUUCAAUAGAGUUUUUUAUGAAAUUAGGGUUGGGGGAAUUUUAUUGAAUAUUUUUUAUUGCAGUUUUCCAAUUAGGGCUUGGGGAAUUUUGUUGAAUUUUCAUUGCAUUGUUUUAAACAAUUUUCCAAUAAAGCAAAAGUUUAACAUCUUAAAAACCUAUUCAAUCAUCCAGUGGAGAAGUUCCAUUGUUCAAAAUAAUUAUAUUUGUCUGCUGAAAGAUUACAUUUUAAAACAAUCAAUUUCUUCAAUUCAGUUUGAUGUUUUAUUUGAAAUUUUAGUUUUGCUUUUUUAUUUCUUUAAAACGUUAAUGCUCUAAAAGCAAAGGAAUUACCAUUUGCGUUAUUACAGUGAUCAUAAGUUAGGUACUUGUUCUAUUUUCAGUUUCAAAUUGUGAAACACCGUAAAUAAAUCCUUCUGUUUUUUUAUAUUUCUUGAAAUUGAUAUUGCAUUUUGAUAUCUUUAAUACAAGAAAAUAAAAUAUAAUUUUAUUAAAUCGUUAAUAAAAUUUCGAUUUUGAAACUUGUCUCAUAAGUUUACAUGACAUGAAAAUUUCACAAAAUAAUAAUACUUCAGAAACAACAAAGCCCAAAGGUAUAUUACCAGUUUGGGAAAAUCAAGAACUUCAUUUUUUAUAUGCAGUAACUCCCCCAUUGUUGAGGAUUUAAAAAUGGAAAGAUAAUAAAUGACGAAAACUAUAACAGAAAAUUACUAUGCUCGAGAAGUGAAUGAAACAUUGUUAAUGAUAAUUUUGACUUAUGAAGUACAUUUGAACAACAACCAAGAAUCAAAAUUUUAUCUGAGUUGAGUUACUGACUAAUGUAAAUAGUUGUUAAUAAUGUAAUUAUGCACAUAACAUGUUUGUUCUAUGAUCGAAGGUAGUAUCAUGCUAGAAAAUUUACCACAGUUAACACAUUACAUCGCUGAUGUAAAAUUGAAGUUCAACUUGAUUAAAAAUUUAGAUUCGCUUGUAAGAGCUUUGACUUCUUGCUUUCAAGGUUUUGUUAUUUUAACUAUUAUCCGAUAUAUUAUUUCUCUAAUUCUUCACAAAUCGAUUGGAUUUCUACAUUCUCUAUCUUACAUUCUGAUUUCACUGUAGGCUACUUUAAUAUACCUUAUGUUUCCGUAGAUUCUACUUUUACUUAUUAAUAAUAAAUUAUUAUUAUGUUUUAAACUUGGUGAAAUGUAUUGUGAAUAAUCUUUGCUUCUAUCAUAGAUCAUUAAAAAAUUUCCUACGAUUUGAAAUAGACAUGAACAGACUAACUACAAAACCGAAUCAAUAUUAGAAAAAAAGAUUCGUUAAUAGCGAAUGUAAAUGUAAUUUCAUAGAACGAUUGUUUUCUAGUUCAUAACCCAAAUUCAAUUUCCAAUGCAGUAUUUUUUAAUUCUAAUUAAACAUUUUUCAAAUCACGUAUUAAAUGUUAAAAAUAUUCCUCUUUGUAAAAGGUUUACAAUUCAUUUAUUACUGUGCAUUUGUUUUAUCGAUUAACAAAGAUCUAAAUGCUAGUUCAAAUCUGCUCCCUAUCCUUAUUAUAAUUGAAAUUAUUCAUGAUUUUAAAAAUGUUAUUUUCUUUUUUCGAAGUGAAUGUUUUACAUACUCUUCUUAUGGCGGGGAAACUGCUAAAACAAUGAUUUCAUUUCAGAAUAUUUAAUUUUAAUCUAAUAAUAUAUGUUGUGCUGAAAUUAAUAUUUUUUUCCAGUAAACUGUCUUGAAUCUCUUUCAAGAGUUUCACACGAUGUUGACCCUUUGGUUCCGAUAAGAACCUGAGUUCCAUGAUAGUAGUAAUUAGGUUUUCAUGAAUUUCAGUUGAAAGGCAUACAAAUAAUUUGAAUUAGACUAAGGUUUCUAUAAUAUUCCUUACACUCUUCAAUACUCCUUACAAUUAUUGUGAAUAAUUUAUGCAGGAUGAACGUUUGUGAUGGUUUUAUGUGUGUCUUGCUUUUAGAACUUUUCAAAUAUUAACACAAUUACUGAAACCAUACUGUUCACUCCUCAGAAUCAUAUAUCAGUCUUUACUAUAUCAUAGCAUUGAUCUCAUUAUCCAAUUUUAGUUUUAUCUCUUAGUUGUAACAAUUUUUUUAAUUGUUUGGAUAGGAUUAUAACUCAUCAACUUGAUAUUGAUUUUUAAGCUUUGCUUACUUACUUAAAUUUGUUCCCCCUUCAAGUUGAUUCUUCAAACCAAAAAGUAUUUCAAAUGGUCACUUGGGAAUACUCAUAUUAUUAAUUUAAUUUAUUCUUGUUUGAACUUUUCUGUAACACUGUACUCUAUGUUUUGAACGAUUUAUAUCACGCUUAUUGUGCUGCAGUCUCCAUUGAAUAUAAAAUAUUAUAUUCUUUGAAUUUUUCCCUGAGGAUGGUGUUCACUAGACUUGUUUGUGGAAGGGAUGAUGAUGAUGAUAGAUACAUUAACCUAGAAUUGAAACAUCGUUCCUAACGCAGGGAAGCAAAUAUUUUUUAUUGGAAUCUCUUCUCAUCCCACAAUAUUCAGUUGUGUUUAUUUUUGUUGGAUAAUUCCUCUCAAAUGGUUCUACAGUUCUAUCUUUAAUCUCAUAAAGUCAUAUCUGUGUUUUUAUGUCUACAAUUUGCUAUGAAGUUUUAUAAACUUCAUGAUUGAUAUUAAUUAUUUAAAUGUUUUAUUUUUGGGGUAAUUAUUUAUUUUAGGUUAAUUCUUAUAGAGAAAAUACUAUGCGACUAAUUUUUAUGUAAACAUCCAUAAUUCAGUAACCUUAUUGACGUAUUGAAUUUUAAUAUUUAUAUAUUUCAAUGACUUGGAAUUCAAGAUGAAUUCGUUUUGUACAAUAGAAAAGGAUUUGUUUUAGUGAGUAAGACUCACUGAUUCUAAUUUGCCAAAUAGAUUAUUAAUUAGUGUUGAACAAAAUAUUAUUAUUAUUUUUUAUUAAAAUAGUAUUUUUACACAAUGUUAAAUAAAUAAAACAGGGGCC
Messenger RNA from Nilaparvata lugens (brown planthopper), 7445 nucleotides. RefSeq lists its product as uncharacterized. Gene Ontology annotation, biological process: regulation of transcription by RNA polymerase II. The transcript has 5 exons. Bases 703 to 3801 code for a protein of 1032 amino acids. NCBI's taxonomy places the organism in Eukaryota, Metazoa, Arthropoda, Insecta, Hemiptera, Delphacidae. The record is from RefSeq and is a predicted model, not a curated record. Gene Ontology annotation, molecular function: protein binding. Gene Ontology annotation, cellular component: nucleus.